AUUUGCUUGGUUUAAGUGAAAAAUUUACAUGUUAUAUGUCAAUGUGCAGUAUUUAUAGAUAGCUUUUACAGUUUUUGUUGAAUAUUGACAGAUAUUCUGGCUCAAAUAUUUAACAUUAUUUUAGUGUUUUAAAAGGAACAGACAUCAGAAAAUAAUACAAUUUUAAUCACAUUAUUUGAAGAUUUUGACAUCACAAGACACAUCAAAGAAUAUGUAAAAAGGCGAUAAUGAUAUAAUGUCCAUCAUUCGUCAUGUGAAGGAGCACGGUCUCGCCAAAACUUACCAGGACAGGACAACCGUUCAUCAGCUGAUAAGCAAGCUACUUGCCCUUCCUUUUCUACCGGGUCGGGACAUCGAGAGAGCGUUCCAACGUCUGAGGGACCGUGCCAUGACCAGCUCGCAGCCAGUGCGGGAUCUCUUCCAAUACGUCUGGGACCAGUGUGUCUACAGGCAGCCUGUAUGCACAAACAAUGACUGUGAGGGUUGGCACCUGCGCCUCAACCAGAAAGCUGGAUGCAGCACGCUCCCAUUCUACGUGCUAGUUCCACUUCUUCAUCAGGAAGGAAAGUUGGUAUCAAUCACUGUUGCUCUUGUCUCUCAACUGGCAGUGAUCAGAAACCGUGGUCAAGUGUAUGUGUCAAUGGACAAUCGUACUGGCGAGCUUUGGGACAAGUACGAUGACCAUGACAUUGUGUGUGAAGACUUUCUUGCCCGGGUUGGUGAGAUCUAUGGCCGUAUGUAAAUCUAAAACUCAAUUAAAUUGAAAAAACAGUGCCAGUGCUUAAUAAUAGACUGACCAGUGCUCAUCAUGUAAAUAGUGUACAAAGUGUAUUAUGUUUUAUGUGAUGUAUUUUUCUUAUUUGUGUCUUUGUUGUCUUUUGUAUAAUGUUUAAUAUUUAUGUUGUCUGUUUCAUGUAAAUAGUGUACAAAGUGUAUUUUAUUCAAUGUAUUUUAUGAUUUAUGUGAUGUAUUUUUCUUAUUUGUGUCGUUGUUGUCUUUUGUUUGACUUUUCUGUUUUACAGUAUUCUGUCUUUUGUAUAAUGUUUAAUAUUUAUGUUGUCUGUUUCAUGUAAAUUGUGUAAAAAGU
Molecule: messenger RNA, 1087 nt
Organism: Mercenaria mercenaria
Lineage: Eukaryota; Metazoa; Mollusca; Bivalvia; Venerida; Veneridae
Exons: 2
Coding region: 236-742 (168 amino acids)
Source: RefSeq, a predicted model, not a curated record